AGUGCAGAUCUAGUUUGGCCCGUCGAGAGUCUUCGAGCUAGAGGACGCCAGUGAGAUUGAGAUUUGACAGGUGGAAUCAUGCUUGCACUUCAUAAGGAGAAGAGCAAUUUCAACUUCAUCGGUAGACACUGCUUUGCGGCAAGUAUAUCGGAUUAGUCUGUAUGGAAGUGUUGCAUUCAAAGUAUGUGGCCUUAAGCAGAUCGUACGGAUUGAAUCGAGAUCCCGAGGGGUGAAGGAGGAAGGAAGUUGAGCGCUUGCAUCCUGCACCAGGCGAUUCUGGAAGGUGUUCAACGUUUUCCACCGAAUGGAGUCUCAAGAACUCAUAUCACUUUUGCUUUAGAAAGUAUUCGGGAAAUCAAAUGGCUGUGGAAAGCAGGUUGUGGAGGCCCGCAGCUCAGCGGAAUGUCCGCAAUGCCUGGAGUUACAUUCAGGGCCACCGUUCAUCAUGGUCCUCUGCAUCAGCUGCUGCUCUUUCGUCCGCCACUUCUCUCGUCAACGCAUACCUUCUACACGGCGAUGUCGAAACAAUGGAAUUCGGGGUCUUAGCGGAUAUGGAAGAUAUCAAAGAGAAAGCUCGCAAGAAACUGCUCAUAAAUCAGAGGACAUACCUCCGCCUUUAUCUGAAUAGCUAUGAGGAGUUGGUCCAGUUUGUUCUCCAAAUGACAAGUGCUGCCAAAUCUAUGAAAACAUAUCUCAACUCUUCUGGUGGUCCUCUUAUUAAUUUCACAAACGUCGAAGCCAUUGUGGACGGUGAUUCUGGAGAUGGUGGUGGCGUUCCUGUGUUCUCAAAUCUUCCCAUGGCUGCACAUGAGUUACUUGCCUCGGAGAUUGUUAGCAUGUUUCAAAAGGAGCUGAAAGUCAAAUGGCUACUCGCAUCUGAGUUCUGCAAAUUAGUUUAUCCAACUCUCGAGGAAGUCUAUUCAGUACAAAAGGAACUGUCCUCACCAUUUGGUAGCGAAGACAUGUCUUGUACAAGUAUACUUUCUUCUACAGAACAGGAGAGCAAGGAGAUUACUAAAGAAGGUGCUAACACCAUGGGCCAUGAGGUGAAGUCACCCAAAAGGGAGACUUUACAGGUUUAUUUGACUGCACUGCUUGCAGAGGUGUACAUUAUCAAAGAUAGAAUUGAAGAGAUCGGGAAGAUAUAUAGUGAAGAAAUGAGUGUCGGCCUCUUUGGUACUCCUUAAUUAAGUAGUGGACAAAAUUCUCUUUGAAAUUCAGGAAUAAGACGGUGAUGUCCUUGUGCCACAUCCUUAGUAGCGUUCUCAUACCCUCUCUGUGUACGCAGAAGAGAAGCAAAAAAUUAGUCAAAAAAACAAGUUAAUUCAGUUUUUGUAAGAGCGUGCUUACACAAUAUU
Molecule: messenger RNA, 1358 nt
Organism: Marchantia polymorpha subsp. ruderalis
Lineage: Eukaryota; Viridiplantae; Streptophyta; Marchantiopsida; Marchantiales; Marchantiaceae
Source: the annotation of a GenBank genome assembly